UAUGGCAGUAAACGGCCUAAACGAGCCAGACUAGUUUGUGAAGCGAUUUCGAUCGUAUUUCCAUCGUUGUCGUUUUCUCUAUAAUUGCGUUAUUUUUUCGCAAUUCGUGAGAUUGUGUACACUAAUGUAAAGUGUACAGAAUGACAAUUCAAUAGGCAGUUUAUUGUAAAUUAGUGAAAUCGUGUGAAUGCAAGCAAACCAUAACAGAAAUUUUUGUGCGAGAAAUACUUGUAGAAGAAAAUUGUUCGGUGUUUCCCACACAGGUACCCUACAGCAGCAGCCACAGUCGCGGCCGCCGUUUUCGCCCUUGGAUCGUCUCGCGCAGCACUAUACAACUGCUAAAAAGUGCCAUCUCUCUUAGUUGUAUGCAUUUUGUGCUAUGAUUGUAUGAACUAUUCGUAUUUUCGGUAUUACAGACAUUGUAGUGUACUCGUUCGGACGCGCAGUCAUAGCACCGUAUUUUUGUAAUUUUCUCUGUCUGCAUUCUGUGCACGUAUAAGAGUCUAUAGUAUAUGCUUCGUGCAUGCGAAAAUGUAAGAAAUAGACAUCGUACAAGCAUCUAGAGCGAAUCGCUCAUCUGUUUAUUUGUUUUCAUUUUCAUAAACAGCGGGGUGAAUAGAACAGUGCUACGGCUAUAAACCCGUCAUUCGUUGGUGCAAGCGAGUUGGACUGUGUGAAAAAAUUUAAUUUGAAGUACAUUGUGGCCGAUGGAACAUUAUAUUUAAAAACAAAGCCAGAGGUGUUACUCUCAAAUACUGAUAUUAAGUAUAAUGUAAUGAUUAAAAACUUAAAACAAGUUGAGUUUUCAGCAUGAACUGCAUUAUUGGAAUAAUUUAGCAAUGUAGAGAAGAUUUCAUUAACAAAUUGAUGAGCAAAACAAACCAAAAAACGCAAAAGAAAACGGUUAACAAAUGCAAAAAGAGAGAAGUAGUUAUAGUACACAAAAGGAAUUGAAUAAAAUCAAGCAAUUUGUCAAAAAGUGAUAAAAGAACAUCGUGGAAAACGUUUUGUACAACAAACAUUAAGGAAGUUUGUGUAAGAAAUCUACGUAAGAAGGCUUAUACGUAAAAACAGCAGUGGAGCGCUAAUUUACUCCCGGUUAAAUAAAACUCUCCAACAAGGUUACAUUAAAAGACAACUAAAAGGAAACGGCAUACCUCUAAUAAUAUUAAAAAAGUAAUAUAAAUCCAAUAUAAUAAAAAGGAUAGAUAUGUAUGUUAGAAAGACUAAAAUAAAAGGUUAGUAAAGCAAAAGAGGCGGAAAGUGAACCAAGUGCUGCCUAGAGGCGAUGUGACAUACUUGUGCUACCCACCCACCAUAAUGUUAGCAUAAGUGAAUAUAACUAAUACUUCUAAAAACACUCUAGAGAAGGCAAUUAAAUAAAGUUAUAACCCAUCAUUCUGUUCAGUAUGCCAUCACUAGUAGUAGGAGCAGCAAAGUCAAGAACAAGUUUAAACAGGAGAAUAACAUCGAAUGCUAGUAUUUUUUCUAAAACAAAACCAUCUAAACUAUAACUCAAUACUGUAAAGUAAUAUACGCUGUGUGAAACUUUGCUGCAUACCCCGCAUCAUUAAGGUAUAUAUUUUCUGUAGAGUUGUGAACAAUAGUACCACAAAAAAAAAAUAAGCAAAAAAAAUAUAAACGGUGUGAAACACUACGGCAUUCCAACUCACUGAAGUUUACCUUUAGCAAGACUACCAAAUAAACAUCUGAAGGACUCAAAUCGUUCGUCUACUUGAGUAUCUUAAGUAGCGAAAGUACGCGAUUUAUUUGGUUCUUUUAACAUACUCAUUGAUGGAUUUGUGCUUUAAAUUCCAAACAAUUCUAAACGACUUUAUCUGAUGUACAUUCUAAAACGGGAAUUUAAUUAAAUUUGAAUGUCGGUGAUUAAGUUUUACCGUAGUAGGAAGGAUUCUCUGGCACCAUGCAAAGCUUGGACUCAUCAUGUCAAGAAGCUGAUUUCAUAAUAAAUGACACGCUUAAAAAGCUAAAAGGUUCCAGCACUAGCAUAAACAGCAACAGCAAUUCAAAUUCUACGACCUUAACGGCGUUGAAUUCUAGCGGUAGCAGCAGCAGUAUUCUGAGGCAGCAACACCCGCACCAACAACUUAUUUAUCAACAACACCAGCCUAUUCCACAACAAUCGAAGCCGCCGCAUUAUACGCAUUAUCAGCACUUACAGACUGCACUGCAGUGCCCUGCUACGCCACAGCAACCACAGCCGCUCACUUCCCCUCCACCGCCACCAACACCUCUAAGCAGCGUAACGUUUUCCACCAAAAGUUCGCUGCUUGACUCAAGCCUGCUGCAUUGUAAUAUCUCACAGAUUCCUAGCCAACCGCCGUAUUGCAUUUUUGACGAUGGCACUGAAUCGCCCAGUGAAGUUCCGCCAGUGGAAAUACUCGCAACAAGUAGUAGCAGUAGUGUUGGUGGCGGUGGUGGCGGCAACAUCGGUAGUACCAGUGGUUUGGACGGAAUCGUGCUACUCGCUGAAACUUCAACAACAACGCCAGCACACGGAGCGGCGUCUUCUGCAGUACCAUCGCCCUCAUCAUGCUCUUCAUCAACAAAUCUUUCCAAUUUCAAUUCGAUCACUUCACCCUCGCCGGUAGUGCCAGAUUUGUUGUUAUCAACACCACCAGGUGUAAACUCUUCAUCACUUGCCGAAUCAUCUGCUAACACAUUAGCAACUAACACCGGUUAUGGUAGCAUGGGAACUAGUGCAUUUUUAACAUCUUUAACGCAAUCAUCACAUUUCUCCACAACAACAUCAACGCAUCAAAGCAACAAUAACAAUAUUACAAUAACCAGUAAUAACAAAAAGGCUGAUAAACGUCCUUCCGCGUCCUUAAGUACACAACAACAGCAGCAUAGCAAUCAUUCGCAUCAUCACCAGCACCAUUACCAACAAUCAUCAACGCACCAUCAUCCACCGCAGCACUUGUUAAGUGCAUCGUCGCCUUUGGCUGGUGCGGUCUCCUCUGUAUCACCCACCUCUUCGCCUAGCAAACGGCAAAAAUUGUUAAAGGAUGCAACAAGCCGCUCAUCACCAUCAACAUCAACUACUCGCGCUUCUGGCAACAAACGGGACAGUAACGCGGCAACACCCUCCAGUAGCGCAACAUCAACAUCUAGUACAGGGGCUACAUCAUCGACGUUAGCGUCAUCUAAGUUCUUUAACAUACAUGAUAAAAUACGUGAACAUUAUCUACAAUUGUUGGCUAACGAUUUAAACUCAUUCACGGAAACUGGGCUCAAACAGCGUUCACGUGCUUUUGUUCUGGAGCGCUUGAUAGAAAGUGAAAAAGUCAACACAAUUGUUAUAAACCUAUAUCCGGGCAAUAAAGGAUACUCAUUAGCGUUACACUAUGAUGAUCGACAAUUGCUUACGCCUAAUGGUGAGUUAGUGCAUGCAGGUGAUGGGUCCGGCAUUGACCCAGGCGUUGGCGGGGCUGAGAGCGGACAAGCAGGGACGAGUAGCAGCGCUUCAGCUACCACCUAUAGAGGUGCUUCUAGUCGGAACACAGGUAGUAGUAGCAGUAAACUAAGUUUGGCUGCCAUACCACCAGAUUUAAAAGGUGGCAAUGACUAUGAAAACAUUGUUGAAUUGAAGCUAAAAGGUACAGGAAGGCUUGAUGAAAAUAGCCAUCAACAUGAGUACUCAUUGGUCGAAGUGUUGCGUUGGCCCUACGAAAACGAUCAGUUGCUGCAGUGCAUUGAUCGCGAGGUAAUACCGGACUUUCUAGUGGACAUGUUGAAUGCGCCCAGCCUCACACUAAAGUCUUCUCAUGAUGAUAGCGAACCCGCACGUACCUACGCCAAGCCGAAUGUCUUUUACGCUGGCUGUGUAAUUGCGCAAAUACGCGAUUUUCGACAAACAUUUGCUAUUUCGACGAAUAUCUGUGAUACGAAACACGUCCUUCUGCGGCCCACAAAUGCCACCAUUUUUGCUGAUGUUCAACAUUUGGCAAGCACAACAAACCUAAGCAUUAGCCCAAUUACAUCGGGACCAACUGCUGCGGCGAUUUCUGGCGCAGAGGAUAAACUACAACUGGAAAGUCAGUUAGUGUUAGCCACUGCUGAACCAUUGUGCUUGGAUCCCGAUCCUAAUAUAGGUCGUUUCGCCAUCAAUGCACAGAAUGCGCGACAGCUGUUCAACACACACGAGCUACGGCGUCAAAUGAAGAAGUACACACAAAUUUCGAUAAAUCGCAAACGAAAAUUGGAUCAGUUUACUCAUCAUUAUGGACUGGAAUUAUGUGACUAUUUGACGCGGCUGCGCGCCCGACCACGUACCAGCAGCAGUGCGAACGCCAAUGUUACAGCGACUACAGCGCCUAGCAGCAAUCCUUUGGUAAGUGCAAUGCUCACCUCAUUCUCGUCGAAAGUGCCACGUCGACCCCGCGACGUCAUACGACCUAUACGCCCGCCACGUCUGGAAUAUCCAGCAAAUCUAAAGGUGCCCGAGCAGCUAAUAAGCGUGGAAAAGUAUACCAAAACAUACGAACGGCCACGUGAAACAACUGACUGCCAGCCACAGCUGAUCGAAGAGUAUGUACUAGAAACCGAACGCGAAGAAAAUGCUGGACGUCGUGUUAUCUAUCACAUAAAGCUUUCGAUUUUCCAACGACCGUCUAAUUCCGAGUACCUGGGUGAGCUGUAUGUCGAUCGCGAUUACCGUGAGGGUGAACGGAACGGUGAGUCGUGCCGCUUCUCAUUGGGCACACGCAUACACGCGAAUCGCUACAUACAACAAUUUACUGAAAUUUUUACGGAAGAGGGUCGCAAGGCCGUUAAAAUCACGCAUUUGGUGCCAGGUCAUUUGCCUAAGGUAACACACACGGGUAUAACACCGGAACAGCGGCAGGCUUUGCUACUACAGCAACGGCAAGCUGCUUUGUUGGCACAGCAACAGCAGCAACAUGUCCAACAUGUUGCUACCGCAACGGCCAAUGCUCAACAUGCCGCUGUUACAGCGUCGUCUAGUGGUGCCCAGCAGUCGCAACAGCAACACGUUGUGCUUGUUGGGCCCAAUGGACAGCAGCAGCAUAUAUUGCCCGCUAAUGUGCAGCACUUAGGGACUGUUGGCCAUCAACAGCAAGUCUCGCAAACUGUUUGCGCCGUUGGUGGUGGCGUACAGCAGCAGCAUCAGCAACAACAACAUAUUGCCAUAACACCAACUGGCGGGAAUUUGACUAAAAAUAUCAACAUUGUCGGUUUGACUGCCAGCAACGCUGUAGCUGUACAACAAGUAUUGCGCCAACAACAACUACAACAGCAGCAACAACAACAACAAAUUACAACACAAUUUAUAGAGGCGAAUGGCGCAACAAUGCACGUACAGACCAGCAGUGGCAGCGUCAGUGGCGGCACAGGCAUCAUUCAUGCGCAGCCACAGCAACAGCCCACACAACACAUACAACUACAUUCGGUUGCUGGUGGCAAUGCUCACACCACAACUCAACUGAGCCUUAGCAACGGAUCGCUGGUGCUGGUGCAACAACACCCCCUUGCGCAUUCGCAACAACAACAGCAGCAGCAGGCGCAAACACUGCAACACACCGGCAUUACCAUACAACCUGCGAACCUACAGCAACAACAACAACAGCAAAAGACUCAGGUUAUUACGGCUGCUCAACUAAAUGCCGUAACGGGCGCAAAUUCAGCGUUGCGCACACAACUCAGUUCCAGCGUGCCAAUAUUACAAGCGCAGCUUAAGGCCGCGCCUUUACUCACUGCACAACAGCAGCAACAGCUUUUGCAUAAAACUACACAACAGCAACAGAGUACUGCCAGUAGCAACAACAAUAGCAAUUCAACGACAUUACACACCAAUCCUGCGAUAAAUGCAAUCUUCACCAACAUUAUGAACAGCGCAAAUCAAUUCCAACAGCAAAAGCAACAGCAGCAACAACAACAACAGCAGCUGCAACAAAACUCCAACAACAGUAGCAGCGGUAGCAAUGUGAGCGGGGGAAGUAGUAGCGUUAAAAGUAGUAGUAACGCCUCCAUACGUAGCUUAUUAAAUAGUGCACCUGCGGCGAUGACAAGUACACCUGUGGCUAGUGGCACAUUCACCACUUCCACCGGUCAGCAUCAGACUGUCACACUGGUUCAACAUACUCCCUCAACGCCUCAACAGCAACAACUGCAGCAAACAAUUGGAAGCGGUGACAACUUUGUACAGGUGACAUCACAGUCGUCUACCGUAGCAGCGGGAACAACUACAGUGCAACAACGAAAGCAGACUAACAAUGAAGUGCUGCAGAAUCUCUUGAAUCCUAAUCGAAAGUUCAAUAUUGUCACUAGCGGUGGCAAUAUUGUAACUGCCAGUGCUGGCGGGACCACCUUCCGCACUGCGGCCGGUAAUUUGGUUGCUGUUAAUUUGAAUCAAGCAACGCAGCAUCAAAAUCAACAGGACGGCCAACAGCCGCAGCAGCAAACGACCGGCACACAAGCGCAACAGACGCACCAAACGGUGCGUGUGUCGAUGUCUGCGCUCGCCUCGCAAUUGGCUUCACCGCCAGCCAUUAUGACGAAUCCGAAUGCUGCAAACUUUGGUUAUACUGUAAGCGCGUUAGGUGGUGGGGGCACUGUGAAUACGGUAAGCGCUGUAGGCGGUGCAUCCGGCGGUAGUAUAAAAAUACUCAACAGUGGCGUACAGCAACAACGUGUGACGUUGGCAAAUGCAUUACGUCGCGACUCUAGCAAUACAGGGGCGCCGCCAAAUGCUAUAGUUGUCGGCAUGGCAGCACCAUCGCCGGGCAGUGACUCAAAUGCAUCGAAUGCUAGUGGUUUUGCUGUACCUCAGCCAACCAGUGCCACCAACUCGGUAGGCACCGCAACAAGUUUGACGCUGCUCGGUACGGCAACACCAUCACCUUCCGGUUCAGAUCAUUCACAGUCGUCACAAACCCAAAAUCAAGCACUGCUUGAACGCCUGCACAAUAACAGCGCAGCUGUUGCGACGGCGAUACCGAAUAUGUCACCACAACAACAACAAGGCCACCCGCAUACUCAAUACCUAGCGAAAACGCUGGUACAAUCGCCAGCUGGCGCCGCAUCCAUACACUCACCUAUGUCUAGUCCACAUCCACAGCCAUCGCCCUCACCACAGCAUCAUCAUCAUCAACAACAGCAAACAACUGCCUCCAAUACCACAACUACGCUGAAUUUGCAGGGUAUAAAUCUGUUGCAGGGCGCCAUUGCUAACUUUCCCGGAUUACAAAAUGUGCAAGUGCAGAUACCGGGCUUAGCGCAACCGCUUUCGUUACAAUUGCAAGCCGCUGUUCAACAGCAGCAUGGCCAACAACAACAGCAACAGCAGCAGACACAAUCUAGUGGUGCUGUUUCGUGUGUAGUUAGUGGCGGUGGAGGGACUGCAGCGGGUAACAACGUUACUGGUGGGGCUAAUAACAGUGGCCAACAACCGCAUCUGCAGCAACGCAGUUUACUGGUAUCAGUUCCUGUCUCAACACACAACCAACAGUCGGCACAGCAACAGCAUACGAUAACGCUGCAAGCGACAACGGGGACACAGCAAACACAAAAUCAUGUACAACAUGUGGUACCGCCGACAGGUACGAUUGUCAAUCUCCCCACUGGGGGUAAUGCGACUGCCGGUGGCACACAAACUGUGGUGCUAACAAAUGCCGUGACGGGAGGCGGAGGUGGCGGUGGAGCUGGUGUCAGCAAUGUAGGGAAUGCAGCAGGAAACGGCGGUGCUACCACAACGAUGCUAACGUUGCCAAUUGCUCAAUUUGUUGGUCCCGGUGUACAAAAACUAAAUCCUCAAACAAUCCGUACCUCAAGUGGUGGUGGUGGUGUAUCAGGUGGCAGCAUUGUUCUGCAGCAACAGUCGCCGCAACAGCAACAGCAGCAGCAGGUGACACAACAGCAGCAACAACAGGGUCAUCAAUCGCAACAACAACAAACUACAACGACAAUAAAUGUGAGUGGUGUUACAGCGGGAAGUGGUAACGGUAGUGGAAUUGGUGGAAGCGGCGGUGGUGGCAUAGUCAAUAGUGGCCAACAGACAGCAAUUCAAUUAGUGGGCACCAUACAGCAACGGCCGCGCAACAUACAAGUCGUGGGUACGAAACAGCUGAGUGGCGCACAAAGACAAUUGAUUGCGACGCAACGCAAUAUUGGUGGUUCCACGUUAAAAAUCGCCUCAACGCCAAUUAAUGUAUCGAAUGCAAAUACCAUUACAACAACCGCUAAUUUAACUGCCACACCUAUUGUGAUGUCGACGCAAAAAUUGCAAUUGAAGACGAUAAAAACGCCACAACAACAACAACAACAACACGCACGUAUACUAAAUCAAGUGACUGCAACGGCUGCCUCGCAAACGCAAACAACACAUCACGGGCAGCAGCAACAGCAGCAGCAACAACAACAGCAAACGGUUAUAAUAGGACAGCAUGUAGCUUCAGCGCAAGCACCACAACAGGCGCAACAACAGCACAUACAGGUUGCAGGGCGCACUGUAACGACAACGGGUAACACCAAUCUAAACCAACAACUCAUUUCGGCAAUAGCCAAGGUAGCCAAACAACAACAACAACAUCAGCAGCAACAACAACAGCAAGCGGCAAAUCGGCGUAGAUCGGCAACUGAUGUAAAUAAGUGAAUGAAAUCAGCGAAAAUACUGUAGCCAAGUAGUAGCAGCGGUUGGCUGUAGUGAGUGAAAAGAGUACAGUGAAAAAUUAUAUAAGCAAGCAGAAUAAGAGAAAAGCAGAUAUUAAAAUAAUAGGAAGAAAAAACAAAACAAAAGAAAAAAAUUUUAAAAACCAUUAUAUUGCAAGUGCAAGCAAAAUACGAUGAUUUAGGCUAAGGUAUUAUAUUAUACUUUAACCUAAAUAAUGUGCGUGUAAUCACCCUAGUACCCUCGUUCCCACACACAUACACUACCCCCUACAUGCAUGUAAGCCCAAUAUAGUUAUCGGCCAUUCCCUUUAUUGCGCUUCCGCUCUCUCCCAGAAAACAUUGUUAACGGCAAUCAAACAAAUAACUUUUCAAUUGACUUUUUUUAUUAAAUUCUAGGGUUGAGGGUUAAAGUUGCUUAUUGUAAUGCCGAUGAAUACAUUGGAUUGUAAAUAAAUAUCCACUAAUCGGUAAAGUAUUUGGAAAUAAUUUUCGAAAAACCAAAAAUUAUGAACAAUUAAAUACAUAGAAAAGUUUGAUGAACUCUAAUCAAUAAGAUCAUCUAUUGGGGUGGACGAUUUUGACAUAAGUUUAGUGAUAUCUAAAAUUCGAAGCAUUAAAUUUGAAGCAUGUUUAACUAAAUUUUAUUUAAAAAAGCAAAAAUCAUUAACGAAUUCAUUUGAAACACUCUACCCUAGACAUUACAACAUACAAACAUGCAUAUGUAUGUGUAUAUGUUUGUUAUUUAAGUGGCUAAAGUCGUUGUUAGUAGUUAUGUAUUAAGCACCACAAAACCCUAAAAGCAAAAAGAAAUUAAAACUAUAACUAAAAAUAAUAGUCGCGCUUUUCUCUGAAAAUUCGGCGUCACUCAACUCCCAACGCGCCUUAAACAGCCAACUUUGGAUUCCACGAUUUCGUUGUAUGUACAUACUUGUAUUCAUAUGUACGAAUAACUCAAAUCGAAAGUAAGAUUAAGCUAAACUAAAAUGAAAAGCAUAAAAUAACAAGUAACAAAUUCCGCAAUCAGUGUAGUGCUGUGUUUUUUCGUAGUUGGCGAAUUUAGUAACUCCCCAUAAAUGUUAGUUUGCAUUUGGUGGUGGGAGUCUAAGAUUGUUUUUGUUUUAUUAUUCUUUUUUACUUACGAAUCGCGCACAUUUUCGUGCAAGUUCUACAUACAUACUACAUACAUACAUGCAUAUACAAUAUGUUUAUCCUUGCUGCUCUAAUUUGCCUGCGUUUGCAAACGGAGCUUAUGAAAGCGCGCAAGAUCGUAGGGUGUGUGCCCUUGUGAUUUUUUGCAAAAACAGAAACAAAAAACAAACUAAGAGCAUUGUUUGUGCGGAAAUGCGCCAAUUAUCCAAAGCGCGCAGCUUACUCAUAUUACACCCCGCUUAGAAAGAAAAAGUGAAUCGAUCUAUACUAAUUUACGUAUGUACAUACAUUCAAACAUACACCGCACUCAUUCGAGUAAGAAUAUAUUGAAUUAUAUUAUAUAUAAAAUGUUAUACUUUGACUAUUGCAACCAAUUUUUAGCAGAGUUAUUAUUUAUAUAGUUUUUCUUGAAUUUCGCAUUUGUUUACUAUGCGAAACGUGUCACACAUAUGCAUACAUAUAUACAGACACAUAGAUAUUGUACGCUUGUAAAAAAACAAUUCAUACGUUAUGUUAAUUAAAUAAUAAAUUAUCUUUAAUUAUUUAAUAUUUGGCAAUUAAUAUACGAUUAAGCAUAAAUAAUACAUUUAAUAAAAAAUACAAAUACAAAUAUCAAGCUAAACGAAAAAAAUACAAAUGCAGCAAUAAAUUAUAAACAAAACCUUAAAAUUAAUAAAUAAAUAUAAUUUAGAGAAUACAAACAAA
This is a messenger RNA of Anastrepha ludens (Mexican fruit fly), 10503 nucleotides long. RefSeq lists its product as uncharacterized. Gene Ontology annotation, molecular function: transcription coregulator activity. The transcript has 8 exons. Gene Ontology annotation, cellular component: SAGA complex. Gene Ontology annotation, biological process: regulation of transcription by RNA polymerase II. The record is from RefSeq and is a predicted model, not a curated record. Lineage: Eukaryota; Metazoa; Arthropoda; Insecta; Diptera; Tephritidae. Bases 1925 to 8632 code for a protein of 2235 amino acids.